CCGCCGCCGCCGCCACAUCCCGGGCCGGGCGGGCGGCGGCGCCGAGGCCUCCGGGCGGGCGGGCCUCCAGCGCUCCCCGGACGCCGGGACCCCGCGCGCCUCGCCCCCAGGCCCGCGAGGCCCGAGCCGAGCUUCGCCCCUGGGGCCGCGGAAGGGCCGGAGGACCGCGACAGGCUCCGGCUCCUCGGAGGAGACAGGAGGAGCCAGGAACCUCCAAGGCAAAGCAGAUACUGCAAGGAAAUGUGGACCAGGCCUGAGAAGAAUCGAGUGCGACUUCCGGUUCUUCUGUGUCCCCUGCAGCAGAGUGUAACCGUGUGACCCGCUGAGGACCCAGGUGCCCCACGUCACUCCCAGACAGCGACAGCCUGAGAAACGCCCACCCCCGAGGUUCCGCGCCCACUCCCGAGGUUCCGCGCAGGCUCUGGCCGGCAAGUGGGCGGAGCCGGGACGCUCCGGGGUUCGUUUCUCGGGUUUCACAGAUUCUCUACAGCUCAGUGGGUGCGGCCGCAGCUUGUCAGCGAGUCAGGAUUUUAAACCCAGCCUGCCUGGAAUCGCCUCAGGAUGGCGUCUGCCCUCUGAGGAUUACCCAAAGGUCCGGCCCGCGGCAGGCCCCUCCUGCCCCGGCUUCCAGGCCCUGGCAGGUGCAGAUGCCAGGGACACAGUAGCCUGGGCCAGAAAGAGUCAACAGGCACCUCUGCAGAAGUGAAGUCUUAUCACGUGUUCCAAGCCCAAAUAGAAAUGGCUCCUUUCCGGAAGAAUCACUGAAUGGCUGACAUUUGACAACAUGCACCACCAGUGGCUUCUGUUGGCCACAUGCUUUUGGGUGAUUUUCAUGUUCAUGGUGGCCAGCAAGUUCAUCACGCUGACCUUUAAGGACCCUGAUGCCUACAGCGCCAAGCAGGAGUUUCUGUUCCUGACCACUGCGCCCGACGCGGGGAGGUCGCUGAGAGAGACGCACUUCCCUGAGGAGCUGAAGCUGACCGGGAAGGUGCUGCCGGGAGGGCGGCUCGUUCAACCCUUGGUCUAUACGCAGCGGCUAGAGCUCGUCAGAAACGUGUGCAGGGAGGACACCCUGAGGAACCUCUCACACACCGCCGUCUCCAGGUUUGUCCUCGACCGGAUAUUCGUCUGUGACAAGCACAAGAUCCUCUUCUGCCAGACCCCCAAAGUGGGCAACACCCAGUGGAAGAAAGUGCUGAUCGUGCUGAACGGAGCCUUUCCUUCCAUCGAAGAGAUCCCUGAAAGCGUGGUGCACGACCACGAGAAGAACGGCCUCCCGCGUCUCUCUUCCUUCAGCGAUGCAGAAAUUCAGAAGCGCUUGAAGACAUACUUCAAGUUUUUUAUCGUAAGAGAUCCCUUCGAGAGACUGAUUUCUGCGUUUAAGGAUAAGUUUGUUCACAACCCCCGCUUUGAGCCUUGGUACAGGCACGAGAUUGCCCCUGGCAUCAUCAGGAAGUACAGGAGGAACCGAACGGAGACCAGGGGCAUCCAGUUUGAGGACUUCGUGCGCUACCUGGGUGAUCCGAACCAUAGGUGGCUGGACCUUCAGUUUGGGGACCACAUCAUCCACUGGGUGACAUACGUGGAACUGUGCGCACCCUGCGAGAUCAAGUACAGCGUCAUCGGUCACCACGAGACCCUGGAGGACGACGCCCCGUACAUCUUGAAAGAGGCUGGCAUAGACCACCUGGUGUCUUACCCCACCAUCCCCCCGGGCAUCACCGCGUAUAACAGAACCAAAGUCGAGCACUACUUUCUGGGCAUCAGCAAACGAGACAUCCGGCGCCUCUAUGCACGGUUUGAAGGGGACUUUAAACUCUUUGGGUAUCAGAAGCCAGAUUUUUUGCUAAACUAAUGUGUAGGACUGUGAGUUCAAGUAUCUUUGUUAGACCAGAGGCUAACCAGGUGGAGAUCUGGGCACAGAAAUGACACUUUGCUCUGUCACGCUCCCCCUGAACACUCCUCAGUUCCCGUGGACCUGGGUGUGCCUUGGCCAGUGAAGCUGGACUCUGACCGUUAUGACCUAGUUUGGACAGAAGGUGCCCGGCGGGCCCUGCCCCCCUCCCCCCCCCCAGCCCCAGUGCCAUCAGGCCUUUGCUCUCCUCAGAGGGGAAAGAGACUAAACAUUUGCAGUCGCACAGACGGGAGG
This is a messenger RNA of Balaenoptera musculus (blue whale), 2149 nucleotides long. RefSeq names its product carbohydrate sulfotransferase 10 (gene CHST10). The record is from RefSeq and is a predicted model, not a curated record. Gene Ontology annotation, cellular component: membrane. The transcript is spliced from 8 exons. Gene Ontology annotation, molecular function: sulfotransferase activity. NCBI's taxonomy places the organism in Eukaryota, Metazoa, Chordata, Mammalia, Artiodactyla, Balaenopteridae. The coding region runs from base 785 to 1855 and encodes 356 amino acids. Gene Ontology annotation, biological process: proteoglycan biosynthetic process; carbohydrate biosynthetic process.